Molecule: messenger RNA, 5232 nt
Organism: Helicoverpa zea (corn earworm)
Lineage: Eukaryota; Metazoa; Arthropoda; Insecta; Lepidoptera; Noctuidae
Gene: Snx1
Product: sorting nexin-2
Exons: 10
Coding region: 135-1538 (467 amino acids)
Biological process (GO): early endosome to Golgi transport
Cellular component (GO): endosome membrane; endosome
Molecular function (GO): phosphatidylinositol binding
Source: RefSeq, a predicted model, not a curated record
GCUCUGUGUUCAUUUCUGUCAAGCGAACCUUGGUAUCGGAAAGUUAUCUCGCUGUUUUCGGGAAAAAACUAUUAGACGCUAACAGUGUUCGUUCAGUUAUUUGAGGUCGUGUCUACUUUUAGUGCAAUUUAGCCAUGUCGGAAGAGGCAGAUACGCCGCCCUUUAGCACAGUGGAUAUCAACAAUGAUAACAGGGAUGACGAAGAUCUUUUCGCGUCUGCGGUCCAGGAGGUCAGCCUGGACCCAGAGGUGAAUGGAGCUCGCGAGGGUCUGGAGAAGGUCAGCAUCAGUGAUGCCCCAUCCAUUACUGCAUCUCUCAGCAGCCCCAUCAUGGAAGAGAUAGCGACAGAACGCGCGAACAACAUAAUAAUCACAGUGACGGAACCUCAGAAGAUAGGCGAGGGUAUGAGCUCUUACGUCGCGUACAGGGUGCUCACUAAGACCAAUAUGCCUAUCUUCAGUAAGCACGACUUCGCAGUCCUGAGGCGGUUCAGCGACUUCUUAGGGUUACAUGAGAAGCUGACGGAAAAGUAUUUAAGGUCCGGCAGGAUAAUACCGCCUGCGCCCGAGAAGAGUAUAGUAGGCACCACAAAACUAAAGAUGACUUCAACACCAUCGACUGAGAGUGCAAAUGGCAGUUCAGCGGCUGGCAGCGUGCAGUCGGUGUUCGUGGAGCGGCGGCGUGCAGCGCUCGAGCGCUUCCUCAACAGGGUGGCGCAGCACCCCGUGCUGUGCAUCGACCCCGACUUCAGGGAGUUCCUCGAGUCAGAGGCCGAUCUGCCAAAAGCGACGAGCACAUCGGCGCUGUCCGGCGCGGGAGUGCUGCGUCUGUUCAACAAGGUCGGCGAGACUGUCAACAAGAUCACCUACAGGAUGGACGAGUCUGACCCCUGGUUCGAAGAGCGGUCAACCCGCAUCGAGGCACUAGAAGCAUGUCUGAGGCGCAUGUACGGCGCAUGCGAGGCGCUGGCGGGCGAGCGGCGCGAGCUCAGCGCCCGCACACACGACGCCGCCCGCGCCUGCGCCGCGCUGUCCGGCGCCGACCCGCACGCGCCGCUCUCCCGCGCACUGUCGCACACUGCCGACCUGCAUGAGAAGAUUGAACACUUACGGCUAGAGCAGUCGAACACAGACUUCUAUGUGCUGGCCGAACACGUAAAGGACUACCUCGGUCUCAUCGGAGCCAUCAAAGAUGUCUUCCACGAGAGGGUCAAGGUGUUCCAAAACUGGCAGCACGCUCAGAUGCAGCUGACGAAGCGGAGAGAGAACAAAGCCAAGGCGGAGCUCGCCAACCGCCCAGAGAAGAUUGAACAGGCUGCUAAUGAGAUUAUUGAGUGGGAAGCGAAAGUGGAGCGUGGUCAGCAGGAGUUCGACACAAUAUCGCGCGUCAUCAAGAAGGAGUUAGAGCGCUGGGACGAGCUGCGCCUCGCCGAGCUACGCGCCGCGCUGCUGCGGUACCUAGAGGAGCACAUGAAUCAUCAGGCACAGGCAAUCCGCUACUGGGACGCAUUCCUCCCCGAAGCGCGAGCGAUCAAAUGAGUGGCGGAGUGACGGCGUCCCGAGCGCCCUCUGCACCAACACUAACGUUAGUAAAUGAAUUGCAUUACCUUCCACAUUACCGGGUGGAUAAAGACCCCUUUUCUAAUCAAAGCUGUAGAUUCUACUGUAAAAUACGAUAAUUUUUAUGUCAAAACUACGCCUGGGAAGUUAUAAGUUUCGAUAAUAUUGAAUGUUAAAAGUAUUUUUGUUUUGAACACCAUGUAUAAUGUCAAACUUACUCAGCUGCUAUACGGUCGCUGAACGCACAUAAACCAAGCAUACUUGCACUAGACAAUACAUAAAAAACGUGCAAAGAAAUAAAUAGCAUUUCCUAGCAAAAAACUACUUAUUUACAUGUGUAGUAUGUAAAAUUUACAGCUUUUGAAGGGGUCUUUAUCCACCCUGUAUAAUCAUUCCCAGUGUAAAAACCGGUGCGAAUUAAAUAGAGUGCUUGUAAAUAAGCUGAAGCGAACUAGGAAUAUGUAAAUUAUGAAUAACAUAAUAAACUAGGCUUUAUAAAACGCCCGUUAAGGUAUACUAAAAAUAUUCAAUAAAUUAAUUUUAUUAUGAGCACUCUGUUUAAAAGCUAAAAGAUAUACUUCCAUGUAAAAAAAAACUCAUUAUGAAAUAAAUGAGAAAUAUAGCAGCUUUGCAAUAGUUAAAUAAAAUCACCAAUAUUCAAGUUUGUCACUCGCCAAUUUAUGGUGGAUUUUUCCACAAUAUGCUCAGUGGUUUUCGAGAUGAAACGCACAGACAGACGUAGUCUGACCCUGUAUUGUAUUUAAAUUCAAACUUCAUUGUCGCUAUGGUUUACGAUCAUGGAGUACAAGAUGACUAGCGGAGAUGUCAUAACGCAAAAUCUCCUAAGAAAGUAGCGGGCCAAAAUGCACCUUUACCAAUCUUUAGGCACUGCUCAUUAUUUUCAAAAUAAAAUCACCAAUGAAUCAGGACCAAUCUUUGACAGAUUGGUUUUGAUUUGACAAGGAACCCGAACGCCUCGUUAGUUCUAGUAACUGAUCACGUCUACCGUACGUUGCUUGACCUACAAGAAGGCGCCUGACCUACCUUCCUUAUGGCAUCUCCGCUAUCUUUCAUUCCUCCGUGGUUACGAUUUUUUAUUAUAUAAAAUGCGUAAAUAGUUUACUUGCAGCUACACCCAAGCCAAUAAAAUACACUUUAUUUAUAAGAUAUAAAUAUUCAGAAUUGUCACAGGGGUUUGCUAGAGCUUCAGAGAUUUUAAAUACUUACAUUUCGGUUUAUUUUUUUAUUUUCAUAGAUCUAUAUCGUAAUUAUUAUAAAUAUCUUUCUUAUGUAUAGUUUAUAUUAAAUCUUAAAUGUGUAAUUGAUUUUAGAUUAAAAUUGUAUUCUAUAAAGUGUUAUAAUUUCACAACAAUAAUAUUCAUAGAUAUCGAUAAAGUCGAUGUAAAUGAAACUAAAACUAGUGUAAAUCGUAAUACGACAUCUAGUAGAUAGAUAAGUAAUUUCUGAUUAAAGUAAGCGGAAUUUUAAUGCCAAAUAUAAAAAAAAUACAUUCCAAAUUAUAUUUCUAUAGUUUAAAAUAAACAAUAAUGCGCAAGUUUUUCAUUUUGUAAUCAAUAUGGCAUUUUUAAUUCAUUUACUAACGUUAUUGUGUAAAUUAAAAUUUAAAAAGAUGAGAUUUGAAAAUAUAAUGUGUUCGUAUAAUCUGAACCGUAUAAUAAAUAUUAUAGUAAACAAAUGUAAGACUUAUUUUCACUGCAUUAAAGUUCAUUUUGCAUUGCACGCUUCAGUCUGCGCUAGACACAGUUUUAUAAGCCCAAAAACGUUCGUUAUCGUUUUGAUCUCUACGUUUUUAUACUGUCAUGGAUACAUUUACUUAUUCAUUGAAAAUUGAAGCCUGACUGAGAUUUAAUCUGUAUGAGGGAGUGUCAGACUCUUACUGACUAAAAACCGUCGUGUUCCGUCGUAGGCCUUUUAUGUACUAGGGCCGCGGCAACUCUUUCGAAGAAUCCCGCAGCUCUGGCAGGCUAUCCAGUGGCCUUCCAUUGCUUUGUGACAGUGAUUAAUAGUAUCGACAAUAACCUAUUAGAUUUCCUUUCACAAAUUAGAUCAGGGUAAACUCGAUGUUAAUACUUAAUACCUUAUCUUCUUAGAAAUCAGUGAAAAGAUUAGGUUUUCUGUUAAUUUAUUUUCCUUAUUUUGCUAUGUUUAAAGUCUCGAUUAAGAGCUGUUUUUCUUAGAAGAGAAUAGAUAAACGAUUUUUUUCGGUUGACAAUUGUAAUCCAUGACUAUCAUAUACUUAUUAUGCCAGUUUCAUAGCAUAGUAAAUUAGAAAAUAAAUCAAAUAUAUCCUAAACAUUCUACAAAACUUUUGAAAAUAAUUUGCAUUUACACUUUUCAUCAAAGUCAGGCUUCAAUUAAUCAAAAGAAAUAUAUAAAACAAUAUAAUAUAGUAUGUUUAUACAAUGUGCCCUGUAUCGGAAACAAAAUGAUCUGUUUUGUCGACAUUACCUAUAAGGAAACAUUUAUUUGUGUACUAAAUUAUGUAUUAAGAUAACGCUACUAUUUCUUACAAUGAAGAUAUAAUCAGUGUUAAAUAUAGAACUAUGAAUUCGGGUUAGAGUUCGACUAGAAGGCGAUCAACAACAUAGUUGGGUAAAGGCUAGGCAGAUGAUGAUUAUGGAUUCGGGUUGUUCCUUAUUUUCUGAAGCGUAUCUACUGUUUAACCCUAUGUCACAUUGUAUUCGGCAUUUUAACUACCUCUUAUUUAAUUUGGUAUUACAACAGAUUAUAAAUGUUAAUAGGUGGAGAGCCAAUAAAAAAAAAUUGAGAAUAUGUGUAAUGUUGCAAUUCUUUUUUUUUUUCUUCUUUAAGUAGGGGUUGACUUUCAGUAACACCAUGCAUGCUAUGUGACUUAGCUUUUACCCUGUUAUCUUAGUUCUAUUUUAGAAGUAAACGGGCAGACCAAUUUUCAACUUUAUGCAGUAAGAAAUAAGAUUGAGAUUGCUCUAAAAUGCGCGUUAUAUUUUCAUUGUAAGAUCUCGCUCAUUGCUUCGUCAUUAUAGUUUCGCGUAAAAUAAUUCUUAUUAAGAAUUUGUUAUCACCAUUGUAUAUUUUUAUAUAGUCAUUUGUUUUUUUUUUAAUCUUAAAUGUAAGAAUACUAGAUAUUGCAUAUUAGAAUUGUAUUCGAAAAGAAUGGUUACGCGAAUGUUACAGUCAAAGUAUUAAAUUGAUGUAUUUUUAAUGUUGUAAUUUUUCAUUUUAUGGGUUUGACACCUUUUAAUGGAGGUGUGAUGGAUAGUUAUUUAUUUUGUUGGUGUUUUCUCGCUCUUACUCUACACAAUACGUAAAACUAACUUACUUAUGCCUCCUUAAAGGUGUCUAUCCAUUCAUAAUACCUACUUAAAAAUAAUUGUUGAUAAUACUACUUAGUAGAAAUUUCCAAAAAUGUUUUGUUAGAAUCUACCCUGUAUGUUGUAGCUAUACUAAAGUUUUAUAUGUUCAUCGUAUAAAUUUCCAACUGUCCAAAUUAAUUACUCUGGCCGUAACACAAUAUUUACCUUAGAUAUGAAUAUUAGGUAGUAUGAUUGAAAAAAAAAUCGAGUCUAAUGUAUUCCUUAUUUUUUAUAUUGCCAAAUAUAUUUUAGUGGUAAUUUGGUGUAAUGGAAGAGAUGAAUAAUUAUGAAUAAAGUAUAUAAUGUUGGUUUCCAUUUCA